AUGGCCCAAGAAGAAGAUGCUCCGAAUGAGUACUCUAGAGAUUUGCCAAGGAAAGACAAUGAUCAAAUCAUACAGAUGGUUCUCGAACAAUUGGCUGUCCUCAAUGCUAAGCUCGAAGAUUCCACUAGAUCCUCUAGGACCGAACAUUCGACGCCAACACAAGAGGAGCUCGGUAUGUACGCACUAGAUGAGAGAAUCGAAGGUGUGAACUAUGUGGCCAACAACCCCUACUCGAACGCGUACAAUCCGGGGUGGAAAAAUCAUCUCAAUCUCUCAUACAAGUCAAACAGUGUUGAGAAUCCCGCGUCGAACAACUUCAGAGUAUCCGACAACUCGAACCAGAGGAUUCCUCCCGGAGCUCCGAGACAAUCCUACAACAAUGUUGCAUCUCCAGGUAAUCUCGAAUCUAACCCUAAUACGUACGGUCUCCUUAUACAGUUUUUGCAGAGUCAAGAGAAGACGAAUCAGGAAUUUCGAGCUCAGUUUGCAAGCAUCGAGGCUCACUUCAAGAACAUAGACAACCAGAUUGCUCAGCUAGCAUCAGCCAUUCAAAGACCAUCUGGGUCUCUUCCAGGUAACUCUGAGACUAACCCUCGUGCGCAUGUCAAUGCUAUUACCUUGAGAAGUGGUAACCAGGUAGAUUCUGGAGAUCCACCGAUGGUUGAGCAAGGCGAUAGUCCGAGAACCACAGUUUUAGACACUGCUGAUGAUACACCUGAGCCAGCUUACGUGCCUCCUCCUCCUAGACCACCACCAGUACCGUUUCCAUCUUGCCUGAGAAAGCACAACGAAGACAGCCAAUUCGCGAAGUUCGUUGAGAUGCUGAAGAAACUCGAGGUAACCAUGCCAUUUACUGACGCUAUUUUGCAGAUUCCCUCGUACACGAAGUACCUCAAGGACAUUCUGACCAAGAAGAGGGUCACUGAGAAAGAAACUGUGGCGCUUACUGCCGAAUGCAGCGCUUUGAUCCGACACGAGCUCCCGCUUAAGCGGUCCGAUCCAGGUAGCUUUUCAAUCCCUUGUAAAUUGGGUAAUGUUUCCAUCGAUCGUGCACUCUGUGAUUUAGGAGCUGGCGUCAGUCUUCUUCCGUCAUCGAUUUUCAAGAAGCUGAAUGUGGGUGAGCUGAAACCCACUAGAAUGACUCUCCGACUUGCCGAUCGUUCUAUCAAAUACCCCACUGGGAUACUCGAGGAUGUGCCGCUGAAAGUCGGGAAUUUCUAUAUCUCGGUUGACUUUGUGGUUCUCGACAUGGACGAAGAUUCUAAGGUACCUAUCAUCCUUGGUCGUCCAUUCCUUAACACUGCAGAUGAUGUUAUCCAUGUUAGAGCAGGUAGACUAACAAUGAAGAUUGGAGAUGAGACGGUGGAGUUCACUUUGGACAAAAAUCUCAAACAACUGUCAUCAACAGGAUCCUUGCUUCAUAAACACACUCGACAAUUCAGCUCAGAAGUAUGA
Tarenaya hassleriana is the source of this 1455-nucleotide messenger RNA. RefSeq lists its product as uncharacterized. The transcript is spliced from 2 exons. Bases 1 to 1455 code for a protein of 484 amino acids. The record is from RefSeq and is a predicted model, not a curated record. NCBI's taxonomy places the organism in Eukaryota, Viridiplantae, Streptophyta, Magnoliopsida, Brassicales, Cleomaceae.